UCAGGUUGCCUCCGCCGCAUACGAUGCGUCGUACACAGUCCGCGCUGCGCCCUCGAUUUAUAGCCCGCACACUCUUUUUACUCUGCGCCUCAAUCGCUCCUGCUCCUCCUCCUCCUCCUCUUCUUGCAUGCUCAUGGACGUCGACGACUGCUCCUCCUCUUCUUCGCCGUCGUCCUCUUCCUCCUCUUCUUCCGCCAGACCUUUCGCCCCCUCGCCGAAGCGCAAGGACGGGCGGAAGAAGUUCCGGGAGACGCGCCACCCGGUGUACCACGGCGUGCGCUCGCGUGGCGGCGGCAGGAAGUGGGUGUCGGAGGUGCGCGAGCCGCGGAAGAAGACCCGCAUCUGGCUCGGCACCUUCCCCAACCCGGAGAUGGCCGCCCGGGCCCACGACGUCGCCGCCAUCGCCCUCCGCGGGCCCGACUCCGCCCGCCUCAACUUCCCCGACUCCGCUGCGUCGCUGCCUCGGGCGCGCUCCGCCGCGCCCGAGGACGUCCGCCGCGCAGCGGCAGAGGCAGCCGGUAUGACGGCGGGCGCGGCCGUCGACCGCUCUCCGCAAUCGUCGUCGGCCGCGGCUCCGACGCAGGUGUUCGUGGACGAGGAGGCGGUGUUCAACCUGCCUGGGUUGCUGGAGGACAUGGCGAGGGGGAUGCUGGUGACGCCGCCGGCGAUGCACAGGGCGUUCGAUUGGGAGACAGUGGAGCUGGAGGACGACGGUUACGUGGCCGGUGACGUCAUCUCCCUUUGGACAAUGGAUUAGUUAAUUAGUAAAUUUUUUGGGGGUCAAAAUGAAAAUGACACCCUUUAUUUCAUUUCAUUUCAUUUUUCUUCCUUAAUUGGUUAAUUAGUAAUUAUUUUUUAUCCAUUCAAAUGUAAUCUUUUUUUUGUCUGUUUGAGAUUAAUUUUUUUCUCAAAGUCCCAAUGAAAAUGUGUAAUAAUAUUUACUGAUGUAGUUAUUCACUUUAUAAGUUUGAGAAAGUAUAAGUUACAAUA
Messenger RNA from Zingiber officinale, 990 nucleotides. RefSeq names its product dehydration-responsive element-binding protein 1F-like. Gene Ontology annotation, molecular function: DNA binding; DNA-binding transcription factor activity. The transcript has a single exon. Lineage: Eukaryota; Viridiplantae; Streptophyta; Magnoliopsida; Zingiberales; Zingiberaceae. Gene Ontology annotation, biological process: regulation of DNA-templated transcription. The record is from RefSeq and is a predicted model, not a curated record. The coding region runs from base 128 to 757 and encodes 209 amino acids.